UGUGUGCUGACUUCUGUCAUUUUUCUCCGUGUACGUCAUUCACCUGGAACACGUGGCUCGAUCCUCACAUCACUGACCCUUGGUAUGCCACAACAUAAGCUGCAGGUUUCUCCUCCUCUGAUGACAUUCCUCUGUAUGCGUCCUGUGACAUUUCUUUACAAUUAUGAUGAGGAAGAAGCAAUGAGUGACUGGAGUGACUUGUUGUCCUUGUGACUGAAGCAGCCAGUACUGAAUGUCGAGGACAAUGAAGAAGCUGCUGUUCUCCAUUGCAGCAUUCUGCACACUUUCUUUCCUCACAGGGAUCAUCUACAGAAUAAAUAUGAGAGGACUUUCCAUAAAGCAGAGCAGUAAAACAGCAACAACUGAUCAUGACAACUUGGCCAAAGACGACCCAUCAGGACGAAGAGUUACACACCCUUUUGAAGUUGACUGAAUGGCCACUACCCCUGCUCAACACAAGUUUAGAGUUUUCUACCAAUCCAAGAACUUCAAUAUAUUUUUUGCUUCAUCCUCGCUCUACCUAUGUCGUGGGAGAAAAGUUGGAGGUUCUCAUCAUAGCAAAAGACCAUAAAGGCCGAACUAAGAGCUAUGGUGGAGACUAUUUCCAUGCUAAGCUUCAUUCCCCAAGCCUGAAAGCUGGUGUCAGUGGUUCUGUUUCCGACAACUACAAUGGUACCUACACAGCUUCCUUCAUUCUUCAGUGGCCAGGUGAGACCAUGGUCUCCAUAAAACUCAUGCAUUCCAUUGAAGCCAUUGCAAUUUUGCAUGAAAAAAGAUCCACACGCCCAGAUAAGGUUUUCUUCAAAGGUUAUUUUUUUAAAAACGGGAGAGAAGAAGUGGUGGAAUGUAACUUUAACCUUCCUGGGCAAGACGUUUGUGAAUAUUAUGACUCACGGAAUGAAGAAAAAUGGGUGUGUAAGAGGCCGAAAACACUACCAUGUGACGCUCUUCGAGACCACUCAUCUGGAGGCAACCGUGAUAUCCUAAGCAUAGAAGAAAAAAAGUUUUUCUCAAUGUCAUUGAUUGAACAAGAAAUUUCAUCAAAAGUCGAAUCCUUUAAUGUUCUUCCUCAAAAAGAUGACAUCAAAGUAAAGAACUCUUGUGUAUCCGGGCUGAAGAAUCCAAAUCCCUCCGGAUUUUAUUACCAGGACACAUGGACUUCCCUUGUCUGCUCCAAUCAAGAGUUCAAUACGUCCAACAAAGUUGCAAAUUGUCUCGCUGGAAAAAUGGUCUACAUGUUCGGAGACUCCACACUCCGCCAGUGGUGGGAAUAUCUAGUGAAGUUUGUUUCAACUCUCAAGCAAAUCGAUCUUCACGUGACUCAUAAUCCUGGCCCAUUGUUAGCAACAGACUCAGAGCAUAACUAUAUAGUGCAGUGGAGAGUGCACCAGAAGCCUCUGCGCAUGGAGCGUACAGGAAUUCAAGAGCUACACUACGUUGCUACAGAGCUGGAUGGACUGGGAGCCCGGAAAGGAAUGGUCAUCGUGUUGACUUGCUGGAGUCACUUUCUCACCUACCCCUUAGCAUUUUAUGUACGGCGCCUGAAGCACAUUCGAGAGGCAGUAAUACAGCUCUUGGAACGUAGCCCUAAUACAAAGAUUCUCAUUAAAUCAGCCAACACCGGAUAUAAGUUCGACCAUGGCAGUGACUGGUUAUCCUACCAGCUGGACACAGUGAUGAGAGCCAUGUUUUCCACACUGCCAGUGACCAUACUGGAUGUCUGGCAAAUGACCUCUUGCCACAGAUUUCCAGAAAACCUUCAUCCGCAAGAGAUCAUAAUCAAAAAUGAGGUGGACCUGAUGUUGUCAUUUAUAUGUCCUCAGUAAUUGCACCAUUUUCAGUAUACCACACCUUUUAUUCAGACAUAUGUAUCUCCAUGGUUACAGACUACAUGUAAACCCUGUGUAGUCUGAGUCUCAAGUCAUACUGUCGUCUCAAUGCCCUUUACUAAUUCCUAAACGUAUGCCUUCAAGAAGCUGCAAGUUCAGACUAUACAAGGUUUCGUGCACUCUGUAAUAGAGUUGAGAGCUUCCCAAAUUUCCCAAAAUAUUUGGAUUUUAACAAACCCAAAUUUUUGGGUGAUUUGUUGAGAGAGAGAGAGAGAGAGAGAGAGAGACUAGUAUGCUACUUGGGGUUUCUGGGAAAAAUAUGUGUUGUCUGCUAGGUACUAUCUAUCUAUAUUUUUAUCUUAUCUCUUCAGAAAUAUGAGACCAGAGAGCCGUCAUUUACCAAUUUCCAGGGCAAUUGGAAAAUUUUUAAUUAGGUAGAAAUUAUUCAGACCCAAAAAAAUGUUCGAAAAUGUUUCCUCUACUCUGUAACCCAAGAUAUGCAUUAAAAGGGACUUUCUGGUUUCCUGUAUUGAUAACCGAACAUCAAGAUAGGUCACCAAUAUCAGAUCAGCAAGAGUUGGACUCCAAGUACUGUGCAUGUAUGAAGAGACUGCAGAGCUCCUCCGAGACAGAUAGACAUGUACUGUGCAAAAGUUUUAGACAGGUGUCGGGAAAAAUGCUACAAAUUAAGAAUGCUUCUAAAAACAGAAAUGUUAAUAAUAUUUUUGUUAGUUAACAAAUUGCAAAGUGAAUGAACAAAAGAGAAAUCUUAAUUCAGCAUUAGUUCUUCGAGGUACACCUGCCCACAGUUUGUGCAUGAGCAUGGCAGGGAGGCGCUUUCAAGCAUCUUAGAGCAGUGUUUCCCAACCAGUGUGCCUCCAGCUGUUGCAAAACUACAACUCCCAGCAUGCCCGCACAGCCAAAGGCUGUCCAGGAAUGCUGGAAGUUGUAGUUUUGCAACAGCUGGAGGCACACUGGUUGGGAAACACUGUCUUAGAGAACUGAGUGACCAUAGAUCUUCUGUGGACGUAGGCUUGCUCAGAUCCUUCUUUCUCUUCAUGUAGUCCCAGACAGACUGGGUGAUGUGGGACUCCAGGACUCCUUGUUCUUUUUUAUGGUGAAGAUAGUUGUUAAUGACAUUGGCUGGAUAUUUGGGGUCAUUUUCCUGCAGCAGAAUACAUUUAAACUAUUAUCACUUUUGCACAGCACUCUAUAUACACUCGUUGACCAAAAGAAUAACGUAUCAAGAAGAAGUUGUUGGAAGAGAAUGACACUUUCUGUGUGUGAAUGAAAUUAUGAUAGACAAUGCAUUCGGAAAGUCUUCAGAUCCUAUCACUUUUUAUCACAUUUUGUCAUGCUGUGAACUUGUUCUAAAAUAAAAAAAAACUGUU
Bufo gargarizans (Asiatic toad) is the source of this 3220-nucleotide messenger RNA. RefSeq names its product NXPE family member 3-like. The record is from RefSeq and is a predicted model, not a curated record. The coding region runs from base 369 to 1826 and encodes 485 amino acids. NCBI's taxonomy places the organism in Eukaryota, Metazoa, Chordata, Amphibia, Anura, Bufonidae. The transcript is spliced from 6 exons.